AUGCCCAAUUUCUUCUCAAGGUUGAAGGGUAAAGAUGGCCCAACGAAAGCUUCCAAGAAGAAGGGAGAGGACGAUGUGAAUGAUCAAGUCCCAGCGAAGCCAACAUGGACAGAUGCCUGGACACGAACCACCGUCGAACCAGAAGAGAUUCAAAAUCUGGUGAGGGGAUGUACCGUGGAAUUAAAAUCAAGAGCUUUGGAUAUGCCAUUCCUUCUACUUCCAUUCCGACCUACGUCAGAUCCAAGUGCCGCACGAACAUUUAUUCGGAAUUUCUUCGAUAAGAGACAAUUGAGUCGGGAAAUGUUGGCACAAGAGUUGAGACUUACGGAACCUAUGGUUCUAUGUAGUGUGCUGAAAUGGUGUUGGGGUCGAUUGGCCGGUGGUGUAGUUUCGUGGGAUGCUUAUGAAUUAUUUAAAGUUGGGGAAAAUGACUCGAGAUAUGCCCGCGACGCUUUUGUAACUUUUAUACCGCUAAGUGUAGAUUCGGAUGCGAGAAAAGAUAUCAUUUUUGAUUUCUUCGAUCUCUUGUCAGCCAUUGCUGCACAUGGGAAAACGAAUGGUUUAGCUGGGCGCAAAUUGUCGAGAUAUGCGGGAUGGUGGGCGUUCGAACAUAAUGAUACCGGCAAUGGAUUUGAAGGUGGAUAUAAAGGAUGGUCAACUGCGGCUGAUGCUGCAAGUCAUCUAUUCUUCGCCUAUCUACGAUCCCUCUCUCCUGAUUCCGUCUUGGGCACAAACGGCAUAUCCAAAUUACCUAUGUCCCUACAGAAGUUGGUCCAGGAAACUGAAUAUCCACCGGAAAGACCUUCGUUACUACAACAAUCGACGACAAAGGUGGUGAUGAUAGUAAAUUCCGUUUCACCUACGCCAUUUGCAUUACUACGAAGAGCAAAUCACUUCCAAUAUCGAGACGAUGACCGCGCUCUACAACAAUUCUCCGAAUUUGAGGAUCCCGUCAGAGCUUUGACUGAUGAAUGUCGUCGUGUUUUGAGAUCAAUUUCUACUACGAAUCAAUCCCAGGUAUCUAAUUCUACAGAAUCCACGGGUUUACGAGAUGCCUCUUGGUCACGAUUUGAGGAUAUUGGAUUUUCUGCAUCUUUUGAUGAUGAUAUGGCGGAUGAUGAAAGUACCUUUUUAGGACCCAAAAGGCCAAAACCAAUACAAGGGCUGAGAACCACUCCGGCAAAUGGUGGAUCCAAGGCCGGUGACAGACCAACUACUCCUUCCUGGGCGGAUUUCCUUUCGUCAGGCUUUGUUGAUGAUGGACCAAGUAGUCCUCCGCCUUUACUAUUACCACCGGAUAAGAUUCUACCACCUAUCAAUACCAGAGCAGGAAGUUCGCAAUCACAUCAACCCAGACUCGAGUCAAACAUGGAUUUACAACCUGGUGAGCUUGCAAGCAUUACUCGAUUUGACUUGGACGAUUCAUUCUGGUGGGUCUGGAUUAGUAGUUUGGCUGGCGAAGAGACGGUGGACCGAAAGGCUUCAUUUGGACGAUGCGCUUUGAUCGAGACAACAAUCAAAGGUGGCCGCUGGUUAGUAAUGGAGGAAAUGGUCAAAGGCGCAGCACCAGAGCCUGAGGCGGGUGCUUAUAUUGCGGAGAAAAAGAGCUUCUGGGGACGUACCAAGAAGAAUAAGAACAGCGGAAAGCGACGAGGAUCUACCGGCAAAACCGAAAUGGAGAAGCCCGGUAACUUGAAACCAGGAUACAAUCAAAGUACUAGCGCAAGUAAGACUACAAUUGGCCUUGAUCAACAUGCUCGAAUUCAAGCAGCAGCAAUUCAAUUACAACAGAGACAAAAAAAGCAAGAGGAAGAGAAAGGACUAGCAGCGCGACGUGGAAGAAACGAUUUUGAGGCAGCUUCUCUGAAAACUAACAGUGUCUUAACACUUCAGCCCAUGCUCAAAUCGGAAGCUUCCCCAGCGAUGAAGUGGGCCAAUAAAUACGAUAAAGAUGCUGUUCGAGAAGCAUACUUAGGCAGUAACUUUAUGGGACGAGGUCUUGGAGAAGGUACUAUGCAGUCAAAUGGAAAUUCAUAUGAUCGUCAAGCGGCUCUGUCACCAGGUCUUAAUAGUAACAGAGAUCUACCCCUCACUCCAACUACUCCAACUGGACGUCAUUCGCCUUUACCACCUCUACCAACUGGCGAAGAUCAAGCUAAAGAGGCGCGGGGUCCAAUUUCACCAAGUAACAUUCAUCCACUUGAGAGGAAGCCUGUCCCAGUAUCUCCUUUGAAUCAAAACAAGCCCAGUAUGGAUAUUCCCAGAGCUUCUGUGGAUCAUGCACCUUCGAGUCCGGAAACUCUGGAUACGCCUAAUAAAUUGAAGAAGAAUAAUCCAGCUGCUCCUGGUGGAUUCCGAGGUAUGUUUGGUAGAAAGAAGCAAGUGAAGCCUGCUCCACCAAAUGCUUCUCAAAUGGCAAUGAAUGGCAAAGAUGGACUCAAACCAGAAGGAAAGAAGCACAGUCUGACGAGACGAUUUUCGAGAAAGAAGAAUUCACUCAAGUCACCUACUAGUGAGAAGGGAGAUGGAUCGGCCUCACCAGCUCCUCCAGUUGCAUCUGACGAACAGGCUCCUAUCACUCCUAUCACCCCAAUGACACCAGCAACUCCUCGCCGUCCUUCAUACGAACAUUCUAUUGCAGAUGAUCUUUCUAGAGUUGAUACUGUUGACGCCAGGGAAGCUCGUCAAGAGUUCUCUAAAUUCGAUCAAGGUCCUCUUGAAGAUUUCCCAGCGUUUGUUCCAGCAGCCGAAUCUGAUACGCCAAGAGGAAGUGAAGAUUCCGGAUCACCAUCAAACAAUGCUCAAAGUCAAUAUGAGGAAACCAACGAGGAACCUCAAGAAGAACCACUUACACAACAAAUUUCUCCUCAAGAUAAAUGGGCACAAAUCCGCAAGAACGUUGCCGAACAGAAAGCUAGAAAUAGAGAACUCGAAGAACAAGCUAGAAUUGGACAUCGUCCAUCUACUGAUAACGAUGAUGAGACUUCAGGCGAAGAGACAAUUGAAUCUCGUGUUGCACGUAUUAAGGCUCGUGUAGCUGAACUCACGGGUAAUAUGGAAAACAAUAACUCGUCUGCUCCUCCACCUAUUCGAAGAAAAGCUCUAUAG
Molecule: messenger RNA, 3108 nt
Organism: Botrytis byssoidea
Lineage: Eukaryota; Fungi; Ascomycota; Leotiomycetes; Helotiales; Sclerotiniaceae
Exons: 6
Coding region: 1-3108 (1035 amino acids)
Source: RefSeq, a predicted model, not a curated record